Molecule: messenger RNA, 5349 nt
Organism: Condylura cristata (star-nosed mole)
Lineage: Eukaryota; Metazoa; Chordata; Mammalia; Eulipotyphla; Talpidae
Gene: STRN
Product: striatin, calmodulin binding protein
Exons: 18
Coding region: 89-2431 (780 amino acids)
Cellular component (GO): dendrite
Molecular function (GO): armadillo repeat domain binding; protein phosphatase 2A binding; calmodulin binding
Source: RefSeq, a predicted model, not a curated record
GCGGCGGAGGGAGGAGGAGGCGCUCCUGGCUGCCGCCGUUGCCUCCGCUGCUGGGCGCCUGGGCAGCUUCCCGGCUUCUGCGACCGCCAUGGACGAGCAGGCGGGUCCCGGCGUCUUCUUCAGCAACAACCACCCCGGGGCCGGCGGUGCCAAGGGGCUCGGGCCUUUGGCGGAGGCUGCCGCGGCCGGCGACGGGGUGGCUGCGGCGGGGGCGACUCGAGCCCAGUACAGCCUCCCGGGGAUCCUGCACUUCCUGCAGCACGAAUGGGCCCGCUUCGAAGUGGAGAGAGCCCAGUGGGAGGUGGAGCGGGCGGAGCUGCAGGCCCAGAUUGCCUUUCUUCAAGGGGAACGGAAAGGUCAAGAAAAUUUGAAGAAAGAUCUUGUAAGGAGGAUCAAAAUGCUGGAGUAUGCUCUUAAACAGGAAAGAGCCAAAUACCACAAGCUGAAAUAUGGAACAGAAUUGAAUCAGGGAGAUAUGAAGCCUCCAAGCUAUGAUUCUGAUGAAGGUAAUGAAACAGAGGUGCAGCCACAACAAAAUAGCCAGUUAAUGUGGAAACAAGGUCGACAGCUACUCAGACAAUAUCUACAAGAGGUGGGUUAUACAGAUACAAUUCUAGAUGUGAAAUCUAAACGAGUGCGAGCUUUGUUGGGCUUUUCAAGUGAUGUCACUGACAGGGAAGAUGACAAAAAUCAGGACUCAGUUAUAAAUGGCACAGAGGCUGAAGUUAAAGAAACAGCAAUGAUUGGAAAAUCCGAGUUAACAGAUUCUGCCGCCGUGCUGGAUAAUUUCAAAUUCCUUGAAACGGCAGCUGCAGAUUUCAGUGAUGAAGAUGAAGAUGAUGACAUUGAUGGAAGAGAGAAAAGCAUUAUUGAUACUUCAACAAUUGUUAGGAAGAAAGCAUUGCCUGAGAGCAGUGAAGAUCGAGAUACAAAAGAAGCUCUAAAAGAGUUUGACUUCUUGGUUACACCAGAGGAGGGAGACAGUGAAUCUAGAAGUGCAGGUGAUGGAACAGACUGGGAAAAGGAAGACCAGUGUCUCAUGCCUGAAGCCUGGAAUGUGGACCAGGGAGUAAUUACCAAACUCAAGGAACAAUACAAAAAGGAGAGAAAGGGGAAAAAGGGGGUGAAGAGGCCCAAUAGGUCAAAACUACAAGAUAUGCUCGCUAAUUUGAGAGAUGUUGAUGAACUGCCCUCAUUGCAGCCAUCUGUGGGUUCACCUUCCAGACCUAGCAGCUCCAGACUUCCUGAACAUGAAAUAAAUAGGGCAGAUGAAGUGGAAGCAUUGACAUUUCCUCCUUCUUCUGGGAAGUCAUUCAUCAUGGGAGCAGACGAAGCCCUUGAAAGUGAACUGGGCCUUGGAGAAUUAGCAGGUCUUACAGUGGCCAAUGAAGCAGAUUCACUAACUUAUGAUAUUGCAAACAAUAAAGAUGCAUUAAGGAAGACAUGGAACCCUAAGUUUACGUUAAGAAGUCACUUUGAUGGUAUUCGAGCCCUUGCUUUCCACCCCACUGAACCUGUUUUGAUAACAGCAUCAGAAGAUCACACAUUAAAAAUGUGGAAUUUGCAGAAAACAGCCCCAGCCAAAAAGAGUACUUCCCUUGAUGUAGAACCUAUCUAUACAUUCAGGGCUCAUAAAGGUCCAGUGCUUUGUGUGGUAAUGAGCAGUAAUGGGGAGCAGUGUUACAGUGGCGGCACUGAUGGAUUGAUCCAGGGCUGGAACACCACCAACCCCAACAUUGACCCCUAUGACUCUUAUGACCCAUCUGUGCUAAGAGGCCCUCUGUUAGGCCACACCGAUGCAGUCUGGGGCUUGGCUUACAGCGCAGCUCAUCAGCGGCUGUUGUCCUGUUCAGCAGAUGGCACUCUCCGUUUAUGGAAUACCACUGAGGUUGCUCCUGCCCUAAGUGUAUUCAAUGAUAAUCAAGAAUUGGGAAUCCCUGCUUCUGUGGAUCUGGUGAGCAGUGACCCAAGCCAUAUGGUAGCAUCAUUCAGCAAAGGCUAUACAAGCAUCUUUAACAUGGAAACCCAGCAACGUAUUCUCACUUUAGAAUCCAAUGUAGAUAUGACAGCCAAUUCUUCAUGCCAAAUAAAUAGAGUGAUCAGUCACCCCACUCUUCCCAUCAGCAUCACUGCUCAUGAAGACAGACAUAUCAAAUUCUAUGAUAACAAUACAGGCAAACUGAUCCACUCAAUGGUAGCCCACCUAGAAGCUGUUACAAGUUUAGCAGUUGAUCCUAAUGGCCUCUACUUGAUGUCUGGCAGUCAUGACUGUUCAAUACGUUUAUGGAACCUAGAAAGUAAGACAUGUAUCCAAGAGUUCACAGCGCACCGGAAGAAGUUUGAAGAAUCGAUUCAUGAUGUAGCUUUCCAUCCAUCCAAAUGUUAUAUAGCCAGUGCUGGAGCUGAUGCACUGGCUAAAGUCUUUGUAUGACACAAUGCAUCAUCUCUACUUUCUAGCUCUUUAUAAAUAGUCAACUGCACAAAAGAGAUUCAGAAGACCAGGGCAAGAAUCAACUCGUCCUGCUCUUUUGUUCUGCUGGAGGAGCACAGAGAACAUUUGUUAAAGUAUAGUUUUGCAAUUCGCAUACUGUUUUCUAAAACUAAGGUUUGUUCAGGUUGCUGCAAGCUCAGCCGAAUCUGUGAGCCUGAAACUUGUUUCAAAUUUUCCCCCAAGGAGAUGCUUUUAUUUCUGAAGUUGUUCUAAUUCGCUAGGCAGGCCGAGCGAACAUAGGUUUAGCUUGUUGUCCCUAUUGAGAAAAUAGGACAUACUAUAAGGAUAUUUAAAAAGCUUGGUGGCUGGGAAUGAAGUUUAAGAAGAGUGGAAAUUUAGACCUAGCCCCUCCCCCACCCCAGGAAAUCUUGUUAAACACAUUAGAUAUUAAAAAAAAAUAAUCUUUAUCAUAUCUGCUGUACUAAACCCUGUAUGCAUAAAGACCAGUCUCAGUGUUAAAAUGAGUUUUUAAUUUAGCUGUCUUUUCAACUGUUCAUAUAAAGCACCUGGCAAAGAAUUUUCACUAUUAGGGAAAAAAGAAAUGCAAUAAGAUGUUAAAUAUAUUGUUCUGAAAUGUGAAACAUAAUUAGUUUGUAAGCAGAUUUCUAUAUUGUAUGAAAAUAAAUUUGGUUUUACUCUAAAGGUUAGCUGUGGAAAGCACUCACCAUUAUGAAGGAUAGUUGAUAGAGUCUGCUUUUACUAUAGGAUUUAACUUAUUCAGGUUUAAGAUUCCAUUUAUUUUAAGGGCAAGCCAGACAUACAAUAAUUUAUUAAUUUUAAAUUCACUUUACUCAUCAUACUUAUAGUGUCAGAGUGUUUAUUUCAUAUCAAUGAAAUAUUACUUUUAGUGGUUGAAAAGACAGAUGUUAUUUGCCAAGUACUUAUCUAUCAACACCCACAUAACCAUGCUUCAGAUGACCCUCAGCUCUCUAUUCUUUGUAUAUCAUAUUAAAAUUAUCUGACACCUACCCAACAUAGUUUAUAAUGAUUAUAUUUUAAUAGUCCAAAGAGUAUGGUUAACCUCAGGCAGCUGCUUUUGCAAAAGAACUGAAUAAAGUAGAUGUUUUUUUAACCCAGGAGUCCUCUAUUAAUAUCUCCCAGAAGUACCUCCCGGAAGUUGGGAUGGAAGAGUUCAAUAUGUAAUAGUGGCUAAAGAGUUCUCUUUCCCUCUCCCAUUGUUUAAUGAGGUGUUUAAUUAGAAUACACAAUGCAUUUUAAUGGGCAGUGAUUCAGUAUUAUUUCGGGGGUGGGGGGAGAGUUAUAUCUUAAAAGACCAGGGUGUACUGAGCUUGUGACACACAUAUCAGCUCUUGAGACUUUGAUGACUGCAGUAUAUGGACUUCUGAUACUUAGAUCUCAUCCCUGUAACUGUUUCACCCUCCUCACUCUUCUUUUCCCAAAAUGCCAGAGAACAAUCUAGAAGCUAGAAUAAAUUACUAUAUGUAAUAUACUCUCAAACUUUUAAAGGUCCAUAUCCAUAAGUAUUUUAAUCUUUUAUUAUAAUUCUACAUUCCUGUCCCCACAUAAUCCAUUGUAACAAUAGCAUCUAUUCCUUGAAGAAGUAUUCCGGUGGUGAUGUGAGUAAUAAUUGACAAUUUUUUCUUAACGUGUUUGCUUGUCUGCAAAUAGAAUUCUGCAAAAUGCAGGCAAAUUUUCUUUGAAGUUAAAACACCUGUGCUAAGUUUGCUUGAUUGUGACACAGAUAUGCUUUACUAUUUUCACACAGAUACCUUGUCCUUUUGUCUAUGCUUUGGUUAACAUUGGGCUCAAGGCACUCCUUUGCAUAAUCAAAUGGGUUGACCUGGAUUUGAGCUACCAUAUGUAUAUGCCCAGAUACAGAUUUCCACAUUGUAUUUGGUGAAUUCCUCAUUUGGUUGGUCAGAAUAAAGGAAUGGUUUCAUUAACCUGACAUGUAAGAGGAAUCUGGAAAAUUUCAGUCAAGUGCUCUUACUUGGUAUUUUAAUUGGACUACUGUGAAGAUGUUCUAUCAGUAACUGCUUUAAUACCUUCCAUGGUCUUCAGUGCCUGCUUUAUUUGCAUCACUAAAAUUCUCAAAAUGAAAAAAUUCUCUUCACUUGCAUUUAAUGUCUCAUGGUUGGAAACUUCUUUAGUGAGUAGAAAAUAACCAUGAAAUAUGUAGACUAUCAUACAAAUGAUGGAACUGUUGAAAGUUCCUUAGAAAGCUGGUGCUGUGCCAUUGGAGAAUGCACACAGAAACGGGUUCUUCUCCACUAGCACUGUCUGAUAUCCCCUUAGAAAUGAGCCAAAAUUGUCUUCCAAGCAGAUAGAAUCAUUCAUCUGGUUUUUCCCUCAGCCUAUCAAAAAUUCAAUAUAAAUUCAUAAAGUGAACAAAUUCAAGACUCAGUCAUUGGAAUGCUACCAUAGUGCUUGAAUGUAAAUAUACUAGAUGAAGUAUAUUGGAACAGUAUGAAAAUUGGUAAGAGAUGUGGGAUCCUGCUUCAUUUUCAUAUGCUAUGGAUCCAUCUCUGGAGCUUGCAGCACCCUUCUCCAAACUCAGCUGUCAGAUGGAGCUCAUUUGCUAUUCAAACCAUAGGCAGGUAUUUAACAUCAGUGAUAUAAUAACCAUCAGUAUUUUUCUAUUGAACAAGUUUAGCAGUUUUUGCCAUUAAACAGAUAAUUAGUUACACAAAGUAUUUAGCUUUUAUAAUCAUUUUAGUUAUGACUAAAGGGGAGAUUGAGCUGCAUCACUGAUAAUGAACUUUGUGAGAAAUUUUUGUUUAUCUGACUUUCAUUCCUUCAGUAUUCUUGCUAUAAAUUUCUUUGGAGAUAAUGAUGAAAAUUUAUUUGAAAAUGUCUAAAAUGUAUGUAUAUUUUAUAAAUAUAUAUUAUAUAUAUUU